GCCGCCGUUCCAAGCAUGGCCGGAGAGGAGUCUGUCGUCGAAGAGGAAAAUGCCGCCGCCUCCGAUCGGCGCAAGCUCAAAGAGCCCGGAGCUACUCGUCGCCAACCGCCUUCGGCGCUCCUGAGAAAAGCCUUCAUUUGCUCCUUCCCUGACUGCGACGCCAUUUACAACAGGGCCUGGAAGCUGGACGCGCACCUGUGCCGGCACACGGGAGAGCUGCCUUUCGUUUGCGAUUAUGAAGGCUGUGGUAAAGGCUUCACUAGACACUUCCAUCUUAAGCGCCAUUUUCUUACGCACACUGGAGAAAAGCAAUUUGUGUGCAUGGUGGAGGGCUGCAAUGAGAGAUUUACAACAAAAUCAAACUUGAACAAACACCAUGGCCGCAAACAUUUACAGCAUUGUAAGGAAUACAUAUGUGACUUUGAAGGAUGUGGGAAAUCCUUUAAAAAACACCAGCAGUUGAAAAUUCAUCAGUCUGAACACACUGGUGAACCGCCGUUCAAAUGCAGCCACGAAGGAUGUGAAAUGCGCUUUUCCAUGCGUGCCCAUCUGAAGCGUCAUGAGAAGAUUCACGAAGGUUAUGCAUGCAAAAAGGAUGGCUGUUCAUUUGUUGGGAAAACCUGGUCAGAGCUUCUGAAACAUAUGAGACAAAGUCAUGUCGAACCGAUAACCUGCAGCGUGUGCGGCAAAAUAUUCCGCCGCAAAGAUUACCUCAAGUGCCACCAGAAGAUCCACGCUGCCGAGAGAGAGGUGCUUAAAUGCCCAAGGGAGGGCUGUGGCAGAACGUACACAACCCUGUUCAAUCUUCAAAGCCACAUUGUCUCAUUUCAUGAGGCAAGAUCGUUCACUUGUGACCACCCUGGCUGUGGGAGAGUCUUUGCCAUGAAACAAAGUCUUGUAAGGCAUGGUGUUGUACAUGACCCUGACAGGAGAAAGUUGAAUUCAAAACCACGUCCUAAGCGGAGUUUGGCCUCACGCCUGAGUGGAUUCAUCCCACCUAAAGCAUGUCAAAGAAAUGUUUCCUCUGUAGAUGAGACUCUGAUCACACCUCAAGCGAGCGCCACGUUGCCUACUGUGGAAACACUGUCCCUUGGCUAGAGUAUCAGAUGAACAGACGAUAUAUUCAUGCAUAUGAAGCUGAAAAUGGCUUUAUGAAGUAGCCGUUACUGGCAAGUCUAUGGGGUUUGUAAAGAAAACUGGAGAGACAGUCAAUUUUUUUUAUAUAAAAAAAUUUAAAUCACUACUUGAGGGUUUCUGAUUCAGUGCUGUCCUUUCUCUUCUCCUUCUCAUCUCCUUUGUUCUUCUCUAUUCUUUUGUAUUCCUGGAUUUCUUUGUUCGACAUAUGCCUCAAUACACACGUGCUCCUUCCUUCUUUGACAGUGCGGGGCUCAGAGAGGUAAGUCGCUUUCCCUGGCAUCGUAUCCAAAAUCUGACCAAAGAAUGCCAGCUGAAAAGGAAAAGAUGUACGGGCAUUAUGAAUGUAUUACAUGAGCCUUU
Molecule: messenger RNA, 1497 nt
Organism: Lacerta agilis (Sand lizard)
Lineage: Eukaryota; Metazoa; Chordata; Lepidosauria; Squamata; Lacertidae
Gene: GTF3A
Product: general transcription factor IIIA
Exons: 9
Coding region: 16-1098 (360 amino acids)
Cellular component (GO): nucleus
Source: RefSeq, a predicted model, not a curated record